This is a messenger RNA of Helianthus annuus (common sunflower), 654 nucleotides long. RefSeq lists its product as uncharacterized. The transcript has a single exon. The coding region runs from base 1 to 654 and encodes 217 amino acids. NCBI's taxonomy places the organism in Eukaryota, Viridiplantae, Streptophyta, Magnoliopsida, Asterales, Asteraceae. The record is from RefSeq and is a predicted model, not a curated record.
AUGGUUGAGUGGGAGUCGCUUAGGGCGGCUGUGUCUGCAGUCACACUUUCGGCUGGGUCCGAUAGAUGGAAAUGGCUCGGUUCCGGUUCGGGUGAGUUCUCGGUGGCAGCGGUGAAACGAUCCAUAGUGUCCAGCCGUGAUUUCAGCAAUCGAUACGUUAUGAAGUGGAGUAAAUGGGUUCCAAAGAAGUGCAACAUUUUCGCGUGGCGUGCGGAGAUGAAUAGGAUUCCUACGGUGGAGGCGCUUGAAAAAAGAGGUAUGUUUCUGUUUGACGAUGGGUGUAAAUUCUGUAAUGAAGGCCUGGAUUCGGUGACCCACAUUUUCACGGUUUGUCCCAUUGCUUUGGGUGUGUGGGAGAGGAUUAGUUUUUGGUGUAGGAUUCCGAGGUUUUUUAUCUUUUCGUUUAAAGACCUGGUCGAGAUUCAUAAGUUCGGUAUAAGAAGUUCGGUGGAGCGGAAAGCCAUUCACGGUAUCGUUCUCUCCGCGUGUUGGAUGCUUUGGAAGGCUAGAAACAACUUGAGGUUUAACGAUAAAAAAAGUAGCAUUGAAGAAGUGUUUAGUGAGAUUAUGGUAGUUAGUUUCUAUUGGUUUAAAUAUAGGGUCAAGAAAGGUAGUUUUGAGUGGGGAGAUUGGUGUAAAUUUGUGAAUAUGUAA